GCAAAGGUUGCCAUACGUGAGAUCGCAUUCAAUGGGUUGUCGGAUCCUUCAAACAAAAUACGUGUCACUGCGGCCUAUGUUGUUUCAAGGAUUGCUCAAAACGAUUGGCCGGAAGGUUGGCCUAAUCUUUUGGAUUUGUUGAUAUCACUUUUAAAAUCUGGUUCUCCAGAUCGAGUUCAUGGCGCGAUUAGGGUUAUGACUGAAUUCGUCAAAAGUGAGAUCACAGAACAACAAUUUGCUCAAGUUGCGCCAUUGCUAUUACCAGAACUUUCAAGAAUUUUGCAGUGCGAAAAGAUUUACUCAUACAGGACUCGUGGACGAGCAAUUGCAAUAUUUCGACAAUGUAUAGAAAUAUUGUACAUGAUCAAAGAAGAACAUUCGGAGGCUACCGAAACAUUUUUAACCACUCCCGUCAUUCCCGAGUGGUUGCAAAUAUUUGUGAAUAUUUUGAAACAACGAACUACAGAUGAUGAGGAACGCGAGUAUGGGGAGUAUGGGUUAAAACUGGAAGUUGUUAAGAUGACUGAGGAGCAGGUUGAAUUAUGGUUGUCAGAUGCAAACCAGUUCGUCGCCGAUGAUGAUGAUGAGACCUUCAACUUUAGUGUCAGAGUCGCAUCAGGAGAUCUUUUGACCGUUUUACUUGAUCAAUUUCCCGAGCAAACACUACAAUCACUUGCGGAUUCAACGCUACAUUUUAUAGAAGAAUCCAACAAUGCACGAUCUUCAGGAGAUCCAAUUUGGUGGAAAAUUCAAGAAGCGUGUCUAAAAGCUAUCGGAUUUGUCUCGAGUGAGCUCACAGCUGCACUACAAGAUUCCACUUCCAAAGUCAAUUUUGAUCUCCCGGGGUUAUUCGGUCACGUCGUUCUUGGUCACCUGACCGCGACAGUGGUUUUUAGCCAGUAUGCUUCAUUAUUACCCAAUGAGUUAAUAUCGCGUUACGUUUCUGCAACAGUAGGUGCAAUCCAACAGGACGGCACCAUACCUGUUAAAAUAUCAGCCUUACGUGCUUUACAAAAUUUCUGCCGAUAUUUGGAUGAUCAAUAUGUGGCACCGUUUCAAUCCAACAUUAUUGAAGGUGUCGCAAGACUUCUUAAUGUUACAUCAGGAGACUCUCUCAUACUGGUGCUGGAAACCAUCCAUGAAGCUAUUAAAAUAAAUAAUGAAGUAACUGCGCGCUACGAACACCUAAUAGGUCCAUUAAUUAUCGACGUUUGGACAAAAUAUCCUAUUGAUCACACCGUUGCAUCUAUAGUUGCUGAUAUUUUCGAAACAUUGGCAAGCAACCCGGACGCUUAUGCCGCGUUUCAAGCAAGAACUUUGCCGCCUUUGGCAAAUAUAUUGUUGAGUAAUUCUGAUCCUGCGGUGACAGCGUAUAUCGCCAAAGCGCUUCAACCAAACGAAAGCGAGACUGCAACUUUUCUUGGAGAUCUUGUCAUCAAACUCAUCAAAAAGGCUGGAGAUAAACUUCUUCCGGUACUUCCAGAUUUGCUGAAAGCUGUGGCGGCCAAGCUAGAGGGUGCACGAACUGCAACCUUCAUACAGUCAUUGAUUUUGAUAUUCGCGCACGUGAUUCUUAACCAACAGUCCACGGUUAUUGAAUUUUUGGCCAAUUUGGAUGUUAAUGGCCGAAGUCCCAAUCAAUAUACAUGCGUCUCGGCACACACAAAGAUCAUUAAAUUGCUUCUAUCGGAUCUUCAAAACUCACCGGAUGGCGAUAAUCAGAAACGUUCGGAAUUGGAUGAACUAUUAGAAGAAGAAGAGGCUGUCGAGACGGACGAUGAGGUUGAGGAUGAUGAGUGGGAAGAUGUCGAGGAGCCAUCUCCCUUUGCACCCUCGGAAGAUUACAUAGUCCUUUCCGAGUACGUCACCAAACGAGAUCUUGAAGUUUUGGAGGACGACGAUUUGGAUGCAUCGGAUGAUCCAAUUUAUAAUACUAAUCUUAAGGUUGGUGAAAUGGUGGAAUAUCUGAUGGAAUUUUUCCGGCAUUGUGCUACUCAAAAUAUUAACAAUUUUGCUCAGAUUUGUUCUAAUCUCAACCAAGAAGAGCAACACAGACUGCAAUACGUAAUUAGCGGUAGACAGAUAUGA
Acaulospora colombiana is the source of this 2088-nucleotide messenger RNA. The record is from the annotation of a GenBank genome assembly. NCBI's taxonomy places the organism in Eukaryota, Fungi, Glomeromycota, Glomeromycetes, Diversisporales, Acaulosporaceae.